CAGAAAGGUGACAGAACAAAAUUACCGUCAACCAUAGUCACCCUAGCCGGCAGUAAGCCACAGCACCUACAACGUUUCCUACACCGGAAAGCCAUAUUCAGAGCACCCCCUCUCCCUCCCUCCCCUCUCGAGUCCCAAACUAUCUCUUUCCUUGCCCCCGUGCUGUGACAGGGACGAUGGCCGAAAACCAGACCGUCGACGACGACCCAGAGUUUGCAGCAGCGGAUCACCCGCCCUCUUUCGACACGGAGGAGAUGCCUCAAGGCUCCGAAGGAGGCCACUCCUCAUCUGCAGAUUCCGACUCCGAUGACUCUGAAGACGAAGCACUAGACAUCAGAACGCUUGAGCGGGCAGUUCAGGACAGUCCUAAUGACUACGAUGCGCAAGUUAAGUAUAUAAAGUCCCUGAGGAAAGCAGGAGAAAUCGAGAAGCUUCGAGCUGCCAGGGAAUCGAUGAGUGCGCUGUUCCCGUUAACUCCGACGAUGUGGCAGGAAUGGGCUAGCGAUGAAUCGUCCUUGAGUACGAGCCCUGAGGCACUUACUACAGUGAAGAACAUAUAUGAACGAGGGGUUCAAGAAUAUCUGUCUAUUCCUCUUUGGUGUAAUUAUCUAAAUUUUAUUCAAGAAUACAAUGAAUCCGUCUCCACAUUGACGAUAGAUGGUGUCGCCAAGAUGAGGGAUCUGUUUGAACAAGCUCUAACUUCUGGUGGACUACACAUUGCUGAAGGGAGCAAAAUCUGGGAUGCAUACAGGGAAUUUGAGCAGGCUUACCACCUAGCUAUUGAUGAGGCCGAUGCUGAGGAAAAAGCUAGACAGACUGACCGCAUUCGUAGCCUUUUCCAUCGUCAGUUAUCUAUCCCCCUUGCAAACAUGAGUUUCACGCUCGAUGAGUACAAACAGUGGGAGAUUGGGCAGGGAAAACUUGAUGGGAUGACAACUGAUUUUGAUAGCAUUCCAUCUAAUGUUAUGUCUGCAUAUAAAAAGGCUUUGGGGAUGUACAAUUCUCGUGCCAGUUAUGAGGAACGAGUUUCUGGUCCAGACGUGUUGGAAACAGAGAAAUUGCAAGGUUUCAUGUCCUACAUAAAAUUUGAAGAGCGAUCUGGUGAUCCUGCAAGGACUCAAGUUCUUUACGAGCGUGCUAUCACAGAAUUUCCAGUAUCAAGUGACCUUUGGCUCAAUUAUACGAGUUAUGUGGAUAAUAAGUUGAAGGUGCCUAAUGUUAUCAAGGCUGUGUAUACUCGGGCCACUAGAAGCUGUCCAUGGAUUGGAGAGCUCUGGACAAGAUACUUGCUUUCGUUAGAGCGGCUAGGCAGUUCAGGGGAAGAUUUGUCUCUUGUGUUUGAGCAGGCACUGCAAUGUAGUUUUUCAAGUUUUGGUGAGUAUUUGGAUAUAUUCCUUACUCGCAUUGAUGGACUAAGGCGGGAGCUUUCUACCACCUCUGCUACAAGUGAUGAUCAAAAUUAUGAUACCAUAAGGAAAACAUUUCAGCGUGCUUCGGAAUACUUUUCACCACAUUUAAAGGGCACAGAUGAAUUCCUGCAUUUGCAUGCAUAUUGGGCUCGCCUAGAAGUUGAGCUUGCAAAAGAUCCAGUUGCUGCUCGAGGAGUAUGGGAGAGCUUAAUAAAGUUGAGUGGCUCUUUGUUGGAAGUCUGGCAAGGAUAUAUAGCAAUGGAAAUUGGAUUGAAAAACAUUCAUGAGGCAAGGUCUAUCUAUAAGAGGUGUUACAGUAAAAGAUUUUCAGGAAGUGGGUCAAAGGAUAUAUGUACUUCAUGGUUGCGAUUUGAAAGAGAAUAUGGAACUCUAGAAGAUUUCGACCAUGCCAUGAAGAAGGUUACUCCUCGCUUGGAAGAGCUUCAACUAUUCCAAAUACAACAAGAAGCAAAGCAUCAAAAUCACCCUUCUCUGGAGUCUGUGGAGAGGAAAGGCGAGAAUCUUGCUAACAACACAUCUAAGAAGAGGAAGACAGAUAGAGGUUUUUCAGCUAUGCAUCCUGAAGCAAAGCGGCAAAAACAGAUAUCUGAUGGAAAACCCAAAAGUAUGUCAAAACAGGGACGGGGAUUUGUUGGCACAUCAGAGCAUUCUUCAGAAUUGGUUAGGCCCACAUCUGCCAAUGAGGGAUCAGAUGAAGAGAAGCCAAGGGAGGAUUCUAAACCAAGUCUCUACAUUGAUCAGUGCACUGCAUUUAUUUCAAACCUUAGUCUGGAUGUAACAGAAGAACAUUUGCACAACUUCUUCAGUGAGAUGGGUGGAGUAACUGCCAUACGCCUAUUGAGGGAUAAAUUUACUGGAAAAUCACGGGGUUUGGCAUAUGUGGAUUUCACCGAUAAUGAACAUCUUGAAGCUGGAAUUAAACAAAAUAGGCAGAAACUGCUUGGGAAGAAGGUCAGUAUUGCUCGUUCAGAUCCAAAGCAGAGCAAAAGAAGUAGUGGAAGUGGUACAUCCAGGGGAAGAGGUGGACGAGCAUCUGACGGUAGGCAUGAAGGUAGGCGCGAAAAUUUAAGUGAAGCAAGUCGACAAGUUUCGUCAGUAUCCCAUAGGCGUGCGGGUCAUGUCCAACUCAAAGGUAAUACCACAUUUGCUUUGCCAAGGAGCAUUUCUAGGCCCCUUGGCUGGGGUACAGGCAGUUCAAAGAAUGAAGAUGGCGAGGAUAAGCCAAAGUCAAACGAUGAAUUCCGGAAGAUGUUUCUCAGUUCUUGAUUCUUGUACAUAUGUGCUGUCACAAGAAGGUAUAUAUGUUUAAUAUGGGUAGCUUUCGUACGGUUCUCUUGUAUGUUAUGUAACGACACGGACAAUUUUGGUUGGUGCUGUACCCACUAGCCUUUGAAUUUUUAAGCUCUAUUAUCAUGAUGCACGUGCUUGGUCUA
Messenger RNA from Nymphaea colorata (pocket water lily), 2863 nucleotides. RefSeq lists its product as uncharacterized. The record is from RefSeq and is a predicted model, not a curated record. NCBI's taxonomy places the organism in Eukaryota, Viridiplantae, Streptophyta, Magnoliopsida, Nymphaeales, Nymphaeaceae. Gene Ontology annotation, molecular function: protein binding; RNA binding. The coding region runs from base 177 to 2696 and encodes 839 amino acids. The transcript has 16 exons. Gene Ontology annotation, biological process: RNA processing.